Oxyura jamaicensis (ruddy duck) is the source of this 1907-nucleotide messenger RNA. It is a transcript of the gene TFB1M, whose product is annotated as transcription factor B1, mitochondrial. The transcript has 8 exons. Gene Ontology annotation, molecular function: mitochondrial transcription factor activity; rRNA (adenine-N6,N6-)-dimethyltransferase activity. Lineage: Eukaryota; Metazoa; Chordata; Aves; Anseriformes; Anatidae. Gene Ontology annotation, cellular component: mitochondrial matrix. The record is from RefSeq and is a predicted model, not a curated record. Bases 197 to 1243 code for a protein of 348 amino acids. Gene Ontology annotation, biological process: transcription initiation at mitochondrial promoter; rRNA methylation.
UCCGUCGUAUGGCGCAUGCGCAGCCCCGCUUCUUCCUGAGUGCCACGGCCAACAGGGGCGCCGAGGCGGCACACGCGCGUCCGGGAGGCGGAAGAGGAGGAGGAGGAGAGAAGCUUCCUGUUCCGGGGCAGCCCCCUCGCGACACCGUACUAGAGUCGGUUUCUGCCUGCGGGGGAAGGAGCAGGAGUGCUGCCCCAUGGCUGUUCGGGGGAAGGUGGCUGCCUUCAACCUGCCUCCUCUGCCAACCGUUGGCGAGAUUAUUAAGCUCUUCCGACUCCAAGCACAGAAACAGCUUUCCCAGAACUUUCUGCUGGAUUUGCGGUUGACAGACAAGAUAGUGAGACAAGCUGGCAAGCUGAAAAAUGCUCAUGUUUGCGAAGUGGGCCCUGGGCCAGGAGGAAUUACCAGGUCUAUUCUCAAUGCUGAUGUUGAACAGCUCCUUUUAGUUGAAAAAGAUCCUCGAUUCAUUCCAGGAUUGCAGAUGCUGUCUGAAGCAGCUCCAGGAAAAGUGCGCAUUGUUCAUGGGGAUAUUCUGACAUUUAAGAUGGAGAAGGCUUUUCCAAAGCACUUAAAAAAGAACUGGGAGGAUGAGCCACCAAAUAUUCAUAUCAUUGGGAAUCUACCCUUCAGUGUUUCAACUCCUCUAAUCAUCAAAUGGCUUGAAAAUGUUUCCAAAAAGAACGGGCCUUUUAUUUAUGGCAGGACACAGAUGACACUGACUUUUCAGAAAGAAGUCGCAGAGAGGCUUACAGCUAAUACAGGAGGUAAGCAGCGUAGCAGACUGUCCAUCAUGUCUCAGCAUCUUUGCACUGUUGAAAACCGUUUCAUAAUACCAGGUCAAGCCUUUGUUCCAAAACCAGAGGUGGAUGUGGCUGUAGUGCAUUUCACUCCAUUGGUGCAACCAAAGAUACAGCAGCCGUUCGAGCUAGUAGAAAAAGUGGUUCGAAGUGCUUUUCAGUUUAGAAGAAAACACUGCUUCCGCGGAAUCGAGACCUUGUUUCCUGAACGUGAACGUUUGAAAAAAACAGAAGAGUUGAUGAUGGCAGCAAAUGUUGAUCCAACUCUGCGUCCUUUUCAGCUGACCAUGUCACACUUCAGAAAUCUGUGCAAUACAUACAGGAAAAUGUGUGAGGAAGACCCAAGCCUUUUUGCAUACAAUUACAGAGAAGAACUGAAGCAGAAGAAGCGGCAGAAUUUACCUAAAAGUACCAGUCAGACAGAACAAACUGAAGAGGAAAAUUAGCUGUAACAGCUGUAAUUGCAGCGAACUGAAUUUGGAUUUAACUCCUUGAUGAUGUUGACUUACAUAUUCCUACAUCUGUUCAGGUAUGGAAGAAAUACUUUUGAAAAAGUGGUGGAGAGGGCUUUUCCAUUUUAUUUAUUCAUUUCAUUCAGCUGUAGACAAAAGUUAUAGGACAGUCCAGUUACAAAGUGCCUAUAGAUGGUUCUUACUUCAGGGGAAGGGACAGAACAAAUACCCAGAACAAGGUAUGUUGGGAGAUGUGUAAUUAAGUUGGAAUAAUGAAUUUUGUAUGAAUGUGAGUGCAUUAUUGCAACAAAGAAAGUAACAAAAUUUUCAUACUUCAGCAUGUAAGAAAGAUGUUGUUUGGGGUUUUGUGCUCUUUUUAUCUGGGAAAAUCCUACUGUGCAGAGUAAUUUAAAAAACAAAACCAAAAGCCUUGUUUAAAUAUACUCAAGUGACUGGCUUACAGGAGGAUAAAGUGCACAGAUUGCCUCAAGGUCUGCUAAUACUCUUCUCAUGUAUACAGAAGCAAAGAACUUGGGAUUUUAAGCUCUAACCAGAGAAAAGCAGCAUGAUAAAAAGUAGAAAACAUGGCUAAGUACAAUACUUGUGUCUUUUACUGUACAGGCUGGUAGAGAAAAUAAAAAUACAGUCAAAUAAAAGA